Molecule: messenger RNA, 4808 nt
Organism: Engraulis encrasicolus (European anchovy)
Lineage: Eukaryota; Metazoa; Chordata; Actinopteri; Clupeiformes; Engraulidae
Gene: wdr35
Product: WD repeat domain 35
Exons: 29
Coding region: 301-4002 (1233 amino acids)
Biological process (GO): protein localization to cilium; intraciliary retrograde transport; non-motile cilium assembly
Cellular component (GO): non-motile cilium; intraciliary transport particle A
Molecular function (GO): protein binding
Source: RefSeq, a predicted model, not a curated record
UACUAGCAAGUUAGCAUACCUGUGGAUGAUGCGCAUUCUUCAGCCACACAGAAGAUGCUGUUUCGGUCAUUUGCAAUGUUAAAGUGUUUUAAAGUUUUAUACUGCUGGUUGUAUUUAACGUAAGAUAUCGUUUAUAUUUAACAGCAUAGCUAGCUAAACAAAUACCACGGAAUUCGCUGCACCAAAUGCACAAGUCUGCGAAGUAGGAAUAUUAGCCAGGCCUCUUCACGCCUUGGUUUAUCAUCAACAUCACGUCAAAGUUUUUCUACCACGUCCACAUCUGACAGUUGACUUGUAAGGAUGUUUAUUUACCUGAGUAAGAAGAUUGCCAUUCCAAACAGCACACGACUAAAAUGUGUGUCAUGGAACAAGGAUCAAGGUUACAUCGCAUGUGGUGGCGAGGACGGACUUCUCAAAGUCCUGAAGUUAGAAACUCAGACAGAUGAUGCCAAAUUAAAGGGACUUGCUGCACCCAGUAACCUCUCAAUGAACCAAACUCUUGAGGGUCACAGUGGUGCUGUACAAGUUGUAACAUGGAAUGAACAGUACCAGAAACUCACAACCAGUGACCAGAAUGGCCUUAUCAUUGUCUGGAUGCUGUACAAAGGGUCCUGGUACGAGGAGAUGAUCAACAACAGGAACAAAUCCGUAGUCCGUAGCAUGAGCUGGAACGCCAACGGGCAGAAAAUCUGCAUUGUGUACGAGGAUGGGGCAGUCAUCGUUGGAUCAGUAGACGGUAACAGGAUCUGGGGGAAGGAGCUGAAGGGCAUCCAGCUGGCUCACGUGGCCUGGUCUGCUGACAGCAAGAUCCUCCUCUUCGGCAUGGCCAAUGGAGAAAUACACAUAUAUGACAAUCAGGGCAACUUCAUUGUGAAGAUGACCAUCAGCUGCCUUAUGAAUGUGACUGGAGCCAUCAGCAUUGCGGGCAUCCACUGGUACCCAGGGACCGAGGGAUACAUCGAGCCCGAAUGCCCAUGCCUGGCAGUCUGCUUCGACAACGGCCGAGGACAGAUCAUGCGCUAUGAGAAUGACGAAAAUCCAAUCCUGCUGGAUACGCAGAUGAAUGUGGCCAGCAUCCAGUGGAACCACAGCGGGAGCGUACUCGCCGUGGCUGGGUGUCAGAAGAACAUUACCAUGGAUAAAGAAGUCAACGUGGUCCAGUUCUACACUCCUUUUGGAGAGCAUUUGCGUACGCUGAAAGUCCCCGGCAAGCAGAUGUCAGCUGUGUCCUGGGAAGGUGGAGGGUUGCGCAUUGGACUGGCUGUGGACUCCUUCAUUUAUUUUGCUAACAUCAGACCUGAUUAUAAGUGGGGCUACUGUUCAAACACUGUUGUGUACGCUUACACCCGGCCCGACCGCUUGGAGUACAGUGUGGUGUUCUGGGACACCAAGAACAACGAGAAGUUUGUGAAGUACGUCAAGAGCCUCAUCUCCAUCACUACCUCUGGGGACUUCUGCAUCCUGGCCACCAAGGCAGAUGACAACCAGGCCCAGGAGUGUCCGUUGGUUUCCUCUCCCGGAUUUGCGCCAGGCAGUGAGUCGGAGAGAGCGAGAUGGAAAGGUUAUGAGAGGGCAGUGGCCAGAGGUCCAGUUCUGUCCUCUAUAGGGCAAGAAACUAGGAGAGACCAGGAGGAAGCAGAGCCAGAAUCAGGGAAUGCAACGUUUGUGUUGGUCCUUUGCAACUCUAUUGGAACCCCGUUGGAUUCCAAAUACAUAGACAUUGACCCAUUGUUCGUCACCAUGACGAAGACGCAUGUAAUUGCUGCAUCUAAAGAGGCCUUCUACACCUGGCAGUACCGUGUUGCCAAGAAACUGACUGCUAUGGAGAUCAACCAAGUGGCCAAGACCAGAAAAGACGGACGGGAGAGGGUAUACCAUAUCGAUGACACACCCACUGGGAAUACAGAUGGCACCCUGGACUUUGCGAAAGCCUUUACUGCAACAAGAGACCCCAUCUGCUGCAUCACAGCAACAGAUAAAACUCUUAUAGUGGGUCGUGAGUCUGGCAUCGUCCAAAGAUACUCUCUCCCCAACGUGGCACUUCUUAAUAAGUACAACGUAAACUACAGGGCGUAUCAACUCUCCCUCAACUGCAACUCCAGCCGUUUGGCCAUAAUUGACAUAGCAGGAGUGUUGACCUUCCUUGACUUGGAUUCGCGAUUAUCUGUGGGAGAUGGCUUCACGGCUGACCAGGAGUCGGCAGCCGCGGCAGGAGACCCGUCCAAGUUUGAGCGCAAGGACGUCUGGGACAUGAAGUGGGCCAACGAUAACCCAGACCUCUUCGCCAUGAUGGAGAAGACCAGGAUGUAUGUCUUCAGGAACCUGGACCCAGAGGAGCCCAUACAAACAUCUGGAUACAUAUGCAACUUUGAAGAUCUGGAAAUCAAGUCUGUUCUUCUAGAUGAAAUUAUGAAGGAUCCUGAGCGGCCCAACAAAGACUAUCUCAUAAAUUUUGAGAUCCGCUCGCUAAGGGACAGCCGGGCUCUGAUAGAGAAAGUGGGAAUCGAAGACGCUUCCCAGUUCAUCGAGGACAACCCACAUCCCAGACUGUGGCGGCUACUGGCAGAGGCAGCUCUUCAGAAGCUGGACCUGAAGACUGCCGAGCAGGCCUUCGUCCGCUGUAAAGACUACCAGGGCAUCGAGUUUGUCAAGCGGCUCGGCAACCUGCAGAGCGAGUCCAUGAAGCAGGCCGAGGUGGUGGCUUACUUUGGCCGCUUCGAGGAGGCGGAGAGGAUGUACCUGGAUAUGGACCGCAGGGACUUGGCCAUCAACCUGAGGAUAAAGCUGGGAGACUGGUUCAGGGUCCUGCAGCUGCUUAAGACGGGCUCUGGGGACUCAGACGACGCACUGCUGGAACAGGCCUACAACGCCAUCGGGGACUACUUUGCAGACAGACAAAAGUGGGUGAAUGCUGUGCAGUACUACCUGCAGGGUCGCAAGCAGGAGCGAUUGGCAGAGUGCUACUACAUGCUAGAGGACUACGAGGGCCUGGAGAGACUGGCCAACUCUCUCCCUGAGAACCACAAGCUCUUACCAGACAUAGGCCAGAUGUUUGUUACGGUGGGCAUGUGUGAGCAAGCUGUGAAUGCCUACCUGAAGUGCAACCAGCCCAAAGCUGCAGUCGAGGCCUGUGUACAUCUGAACCAGUGGAACAAAGCAGUGGAGCUGGCCAAGGACCACAACAUGAAGGAGAUCGGGCCCCUGCUGUCCAAGUACGCGUCUCACCUCCUGGAGAAGAACAAGAGGCUGGAGGCCGUGGAGCUCUACCGCAAGGCUCACCACUUCCUGGAUGCCGCCAAGCUCAUGUUCAAGAUAGCUGACGAGGAGGCCAAGAAGAGAACCAGGCCCCUGCGCGUGAAGAAGCUGUACGUGCUUGCGGCACUGCUAGUGGAAAAUUACCACGAGCAGAUGAAGACCUCGCAGCAGAGCAAAGCCAAGGGAAAGAAGUCUGAGGCCACAUCAGCGCUGGCCGGUCUCCUGGAGGAGGAUGCCAGCUCCACGGAUAAUCGCGUGGUGGACAACGCCUGGCGCGGGGCCGAGGCCUACCACUUCUUCCUGCUCGCCCAGAGGCAGCUCUACGACGGCAACGUGGACGCAGCCAUGAAGACAGCACUGCACCUGCGUGACUACGAGGACAUCAUCCCCAGUGUGGAGAUCUACUCUCUGCUGGCCAUCUGCUCCUCGGCCAACCGGGCGUUCGGCACCUGCUCGCGGGCCUUCAUCAGGCUGGAGUCCCUGGAGAGCCUGGGCCCCGAGCAGCGGCAGGCCUACGAGGAGCUGGCCCUGGAGAUCUUCACCAAGCACCCGCCCAAGGACAACCGCAAGGCCGAGCUCGACAGCAUCAACGAGGGGGUGGAUGGGAAGCUGCCCACCUGCAUAGUGACCGGCCGCAUCAUCUCCGAGUACCAGUUCUGGAUGUGCAGCACCUGCAAGCACUGCGCCACGGAGCAGGAGAUUAACAGAUACAACUUCUGCCCGCUGUGCCACAGCGCCCUGGCAUAGCAUAGGGGACCCAAGAGGGCCACCAGGCGGCUCCCUUCCCCACGGCAUGUCCUGGGCUGCCUAGCUGGAACUGGAACUUGUUCGGUUUUUAAUCACCUGCUUGUGGCUCAAAGCCAAUGAACAGACUGGUCUGUGUUGUUAAAGUCCACAUGAUCUGUUGGCUUUCAGAUGCAUUAUGUUGCAGAGAACAUAGAUUUACAAAUGCAUACUAAAGCAGCUAUUUAUUACACUUCAAAUGUUCUGCAGAAAGCUGUUUGUUUGCUUAUUCUGCAACGCUGUUCACUGGAAAGGGAUUUUGAUCACCAGCUUCUAUGGUGCCUUACUGUACGUGUGUGCCCUGCAGGACAAUUUCAUGCACUUCAUGGCUAUAUGAAGUAUGGUCCUCCUUCCAUCUACCAGAUAAAAUGAUGAAUGAUGAUAUGAAAUAUGAUGGUUGAUGUCAGUGUAUGAGUCGACAUCUACUUUGACUUUUGACAUUAAUAAAACAACAGUUUAUAGAGUCAAGGUAUUUUCAGGACACAUAUUCAAUAUGUACAGUAUAUGUUAUUUUUGCCAGUCAAAAUGCAUUUUGAGCUUUUAAAUGUGUUGUGAGUGAACAUGACAUCCAUAUCAUAUUAUGUGUUUUAUAAGUAUUUUUGUACACUUUUGCAUUUUACAUUUUUUCGGUCUCUGAUAAAUGAAUAGUUUUAUUGACAGAACAAAAAUCUAUAUAUUCUACUUGCAUGUUUGGUAAGGUACCUGGUCGUGAAAAGACAUGUAUAAUAUUUAAUUGCUAUGUAAUAAUAAAUGGCUCUACAAAUUGGUAA